Messenger RNA from Leishmania braziliensis MHOM/BR/75/M2904, 546 nucleotides. RefSeq names its product putative 60S ribosomal protein. Gene Ontology annotation, biological process: translation. Bases 1 to 546 code for a protein of 181 amino acids. Gene Ontology annotation, cellular component: ribosome. Lineage: Eukaryota; Euglenozoa; Kinetoplastea; Trypanosomatida; Trypanosomatidae. The transcript has a single exon. The record is from RefSeq and is a predicted model, not a curated record. Gene Ontology annotation, molecular function: structural constituent of ribosome.
AUGCGCAGGGCACUCUUCGCAAGCGUUCUUACUAGCCGGAGUGCGGUGGCGUGCCGCCACUCCACCGCCAAGCCUGCAGACGGCAACGCGAAGCUCGACGACUUGGCCGCUGCCUACUCUCAGCUAACGUUGAGGGAAGUGUCUGACCUGCAGCGCCUCAUAUUCAAGAAGCUGGGUCACAGCGACGACUUCUACGAGAAGGCGCUGCUACGCGGCCUCAGCGGCGGUGGCGGUGCGGUAAUGAUGGCCCCCACUGCCGCGGCGGCUGCAGCGCCGGCAGCCGAUGCUCCGGCCGCUGAGGCGGUCAAGGCAGAGAAAAAAAAGGUCGAGAAGCUCACGUACGACGUGAAGCUCGAAAAGUAUGCGCCGGAGAUCAAAAUCAAGCUCAUCAAGGAGCUGCGCACUGUGACCAACCUCAGCAUCGCAGAUGCCAAGAAGGCGGUGGAGAAGUGCCCCGGUCUCGUGGCCACCAAUAUGACCAAGGACGACGCGGAGAAGCUCAAGGGGCUGUAUGAAAAACUCGGGGCAAAGGUGGAGCUCCUCUAA